Molecule: messenger RNA, 546 nt
Organism: Paramuricea clavata
Lineage: Eukaryota; Metazoa; Cnidaria; Anthozoa; Malacalcyonacea; Plexauridae
Source: the annotation of a GenBank genome assembly
AUGCCAAGCGAGUUUUGGGAUGAAGCUGUUAGCACUGCAACCUAUGUUCAAAAUCGUAGUCCAACUACUUCAUUGAAAGGCAUUAUACCAUUUGAAUGCCUGUAUAAUCGAAAGCCUGAUGUUUCUAACUUGAGAGUAUUUGGAUGCAUAGCAUUUGCCCAUAUUCCCAAACAUAUGAGAAAGAAGCUUGAAGAGAUAUCUCGUAAGUGUGUAUUUGUCGGAUAUCCUGAAGGAACGAAAGGUUACAAGCUGUUUGAUCUAUCUACGAAAUCAUUUAUCCGAAACAGAGAUGUGAUAUUUGAUUAGAAGAAGUUUAAUGAGUUUAACAGUAAACACUCAUCUAAACCAAGAUCUGAUUUCUAUCACCCAGCAAGUGCAGCUGAUGAUAAAGAUGCUGAUGAUCAAGUUGCUGUCGAACAUGUAAUUCCUGUACCUGUUCGUGAAAACCGUAACCAACCAGUGGGAGAAACCUACAAAGAUACCUUUAUGCAAGAAGUUCAAAAUUUGAAUCUUCAGAGAAAGAAGAUCUCCAGUCAGAUUCGAUGA